UGUAGACAGCCCCUCCAUUCUCAUUCUGUUCUUUCUUCAUAGACAACUGCCAUCAUGGCCCCCACAGAAAGCAAGAAGCGCCUGGCUCUGGCCAUCAUCGACUUCCUCGGCUCCAGCCUGAAGGACGGCACUCUCACCGCCGACGAUGCCGAGUCCAUUGAGAUCGCGCAGUCCUGCAUCGCGGAUACAUUCAAGGUCGACCCCAGUGAUGAGGCCGCCGUGAAGGAGGCCGUGGGUGGCCAGUCUUUGGCCAACAUCUACAGCGUCUACGAGAAGCUGCGAAGCAAGUCUACCCCCCAGGCGGCUGACGCGGGAACCCAGGAAUCACAGGAACAGAAGCCCAAGGCUGGUGCGCCUACUGCGGAGUCCGACAAGCUGAAGUCCGAGGGCAACUCUCUUAUGGCCAAGAAGGAUUACGCUGCGGCCAUUGACGCCUACUCCAAGGCCCUCGAGAUUGCUCCGGCCAACCCCAUCUACCUCUCCAACCGCGCUGCCGCUUACUCCGCCUCUGGCCAGCACGAGAAGGCCGCCGACGAUGCCGAGGUGGCCGUUGCUGUUGAUCCCAAGUACUCGAAGGCCUGGAGCCGUCUUGGUCUUGCUCGCUUCGACUUGGGCGAUUACCACGCUGCGAAGGAGGCCUACGAGAAGGGUAUUGAGGCGGAGGGCACCGGCGGCAGUGAGGCUAUGAAGCGUGGUCUGGAGACCUGCAACAAGAAGAUCGAGGAGGCCAGCCGUGCUACUGAACCCCCAGCGGAGGAUCUGGAUACUGCUCCUGGUGCUUCCCGUGGUGCUGGCGGUAUGCCCGACUUGUCUUCGCUGGCGGGCAUGAUGGGCGGUGGUGCCGGUGGCGGUGGUAUGCCCGACCUGGGUUCCAUGAUGAGCAACCCCAUGUUCGCCAGCAUGGCCCAGAACCUCAUGAGCAACCCUGAUAUGCUGGGCAACUUGAUGAGCAACCCUCGCCUUCGUCAGAUGGCUGAGAGCUUCGGCCAGGGUGGCGGCAUGCCCGACAUGUCCAGCCUCAUGAGCGACCCCAACAUUGCUGAGAUGGCUCGCAACAUGAUGGGCGGUGGUGGUGCUGAUGGUGCUGGUGGUGCUGGCCGUGGCCAGUAAUUUAUGGCUUGGACGACCAAUGGAUGACAUUUGAAAAUAAAAGACACGAUCUUGAUGCUAUUGUGGCGAUGCCAAGUUUCAGCAGCGUUCUUUAGAAAUGAACUAUUCUUAUACUGAAUCUUAUAACGAUACCUAUUGAUCUCUAUGCAUACAUGACUACCGGGCCC
This is a messenger RNA of Penicillium subrubescens, 1277 nucleotides long. RefSeq lists its product as uncharacterized. The transcript is spliced from 3 exons. Bases 55 to 1110 code for a protein of 351 amino acids. Lineage: Eukaryota; Fungi; Ascomycota; Eurotiomycetes; Eurotiales; Aspergillaceae. Gene Ontology annotation, cellular component: TRC complex; membrane. Gene Ontology annotation, biological process: post-translational protein targeting to endoplasmic reticulum membrane. Gene Ontology annotation, molecular function: molecular adaptor activity; protein binding. The record is from RefSeq and is a predicted model, not a curated record.